Molecule: messenger RNA, 783 nt
Organism: Clonostachys solani
Lineage: Eukaryota; Fungi; Ascomycota; Sordariomycetes; Hypocreales; Bionectriaceae
Source: the annotation of a GenBank genome assembly
AUGGGCAAGUACGAAGAGAUACCUUCCUCUGACUCUCUUGAGAGUCAUGAGCCCUUCCUUAGCCAUCCCAGGUUCACGGUCCAGAGUGAACACAAGGCGUUUCGGAUCCUACGCCAUGGAGUAGUCACAGUGCUCGUUAUUUACGCAGCAGUGUCGACUGGAGCACUGGUUUGGCUUGGACGCCAACGUGUUCCGCAACCAUACACACCUGCAAGCGGCGUCAUUUCUUAUAGACGCCAGCCAUUAUAUUUUGGCGAGGACAAGUUGUUCGCUGGGAGCCCGGACCAUGUCGAUCGAGCAUGGCGUCAGCUUCUUGAGCCUCUUAACAUCCGGACGUCCUAUCAAGAGCAACUGGCGGCUCACGCAGAAAUCACUGAUGAGAUACUUCAACCAUCAGACGGAGGUUAUGUUGGAGUAUUGUCUGUUUAUCAUGAGCUCCAUUGCUUAGACACAUUGCGAAUGAACAUGGAUCCUGAACGAUACUACGCAGGCAUUUCAGAAGCCGAAAAGCAGAACAAUAUUGUUCACAUGACACAUUGCGUUGACACCAUCCGGCGCAGUCUCAUGUGCAAGGCUGACCCCGCCAUGUACACUGGGUACUGGAUUGCAAAUCAUACUGUAAUCCCAAGCAAAGAGCUGCGGUCGAACUCCGAUACCAUCUGCGUCAACUGGGAGGCCCUGGACGGCUGGGCCCGAGAACGGCUUCUGCCAGCGGACAAGUACAAGGUCAAAGCAGGUCCGUUCGAGAACCAGAUGCCAACCCACCACCACCAUAAUGGCUAA